Cherax quadricarinatus is the source of this 4559-nucleotide messenger RNA. The record is from RefSeq and is a predicted model, not a curated record. NCBI's taxonomy places the organism in Eukaryota, Metazoa, Arthropoda, Malacostraca, Decapoda, Parastacidae.
UAUUAAUUUUGUCAUUCUUAGGUGAAUGUUUCAUAAUGAAUUUAUAUCCAUUCUGUAAUAUGGAGGCCAGAACUGAUCUACAUAAUAUAGAGAACACUGAUGUUAUGCCAACAUCCUGAGAGAACAUUUUACUGAACAAAUUACAUUGAAUGUUACACCAGUGGCAGAACUGAAUGUUCAUCAUAAACUGAAUGUUCAUCAUAAACUGAACGUUCACCAUAAACUGAAUGUUCAUCAUAAACUGAACGUUCACCAUAAACUGAAUGUUCAUCAUAAACUGAAUGUUCAUCAUAACAUUCACUGACAACUGAUGCUCAAACCUUUUACAACGACGUUCAGUAGCAAAAACUGCUGACAGUGUUAUCACAGUGUAAGUUCAGUAUCACACACUGCUGACAGUCAGUGUUAUCAACAAGAAGUUCCAAAAAAGUUCACCUCACUGUUAGAAAUAUUUUACAUGUAGUGUUAUAAAGGUCAUCUCAAGUUUCUGACUACUCUAAGUUCAGCCUUGUUCGUUGAGUAAGUUCACUGAUCUUAACUGUUCACAUUCAACAAAUCACCUUAAGUUCAAGUGUUCUUGUUCAUGAGGAACACUGAACAGGCAGCAGCAAAGUUCAAGUUUUACUUAUAAAUAGAACUUUAUUAUUUGAACCAGUAAUGAAUUUAAAACUUGACAGAUGAUAACAUUACUCUGUUGAACUUUUUUACUGACUGAAAACCUAAUAAAACUCAGCUAUUUAAUUGCAGUAAUGUUGAACUUUAUUUUGUGUUAGUCAUGUAUGUGUAAUAAAGUUCUCAGUCAUGUAAAAAUAAUCUUAUUUGCUGUGAGAACUUUGUAUUUCAAGGAAUUAUUUCCUCUUUCCUUUAUUAUCCCAGUUUAGUGCAUUCACCUGUAUGUCUGAGUUAAUAUAUGUCUGAGCUAAUAUAUGUCUGAGCUAAUAUAUGUCUGAGUUAAUAUAUGUCUGAGCUAAUAUAUGUCUGAGUUAAUAUAUGUCUGAGCUAAUAUAUGUCUGAGUUAAUAUAGGUCUUAACUAAUAUAUGUCUUAACUAAUAUAUAUCUUAGUUAAUAUAUACCUCAUGUAUGCCAUACAUAAUCUAUCAUACUGUAUACAUAAGAAGCUGUCUUUAAUGAUUGACUUAUUUAUCAUAUUCUUUAUUAUUAUUAAUAAUGAUAAGUUGAUUAGAACUUAAUUAAAAUUUAUCCAGUGUCCGGUAAAGUUGAAAAUAAUGUUAUUUUCAAAAUACAUUGAAUGGAAAACAUGCUUUUGACAAUGGAUAAAAAACUAUUCCAAUUUUGCAUGUUAUGAAGAUUUUGAUAUUGUGAAAAUUCAUGAAGAACAAUGUUAUUAGUCAGUGACUAAUUUCAUGAAGAACAAUGUUAUUAGUCAGUGACUAUAUUCUUUUUUGGGGGGAAUGUUUUAAUGUGGAGUUAUAUAAGAGAGAAACCAUAUAAUGCUUUAGGAUGCUGUGUCUGAGGUUGUAUGUGGGGCCAGGAACUGUGACUUGACCCCUUCAACCAUAUAUAGGUGAGUACACAACUCAUGUAUAAAGUUACAGUCGUGAACAAAAGUGUACCGUACUAACACAGGUUGUACUUUAUGUAUGAGGGUUGUAUAUGGUCUUAGUGUUCACAACUGUUCAAUAAUGAAUGAUGUAGAAGUGAACAUAAACAGGGAUAAGGAUGAGAAGCCUUUUCCCUGUUCAUUGUGUUCUAAAUCAUUCUCCUCUAACUCUCACCUCCUGAGGCAUCAGAGUGUUCAUUCAGAUGACAAACCAUACCAGUGUUCACUGUGUCCAAAAUCUUUUGCAAACAGCUGCUACCUGGCUAGACAUCAGCUUGUUCACUCAGAGGAGAGACCUUACCAAUGUUCUGAGUGUCUGAAGUUCUUUAAGGCGAAGGGUAGACUGACAGAACAUCAGAAGUUUCAUUUGAAAGAGAAACGGUUUCAGUGUCGUGUGUGUCUGAAAUUAUUUUCAGGAAAGAGCAGCUUGAAGAGGCACCUCAUAGUUCAUACAGGAGAGAAGCCGUAUGAGUGCUCUGUGUGUUUAAAGAACUUCAAAGAUAAAAGUUCUCUCAGUCAACAUUCAAUCAUACAUACUGGGGAAGCCUCAUACCGCUGCCAGGUAUGUCUAAAAGGCUUCACACACAGUACUUCUCUUAGCAAGCAUAUGAGGAUUCACACAGGAGAAAAGCCCUACCAGUGCUCAAUGUGUGAAAAAAGCUUCAAACAAUCUGGUCAACUGACAACACACAGGAAAGUUCACACUGGGGAAAAACCAUACCAAUGUUCGGUGUGUUCAAAAAUGUUUGCAAUAAAAUCCAAUCUUGUUAGACACGAGAAACUCCACACGGGACUUAAACCAUACAGGUGUUCUGAAUGCCUUAAAGACUUUGUUUUAAAAUCUAAACUAACAGAACACAUGGUAUCACACACCCAAGAUAAACACCAUAUUUGCCCUGUGUGUUCCAAAAGUUUUAAAAUAAAAAAUUACUUAACAACGCACAUGAAAAUUCAUAGCAAAAAAGUCCUUAGUAAAAAAAGAGUGACUGAAAAGCCAUUUCAAUGUUAUAAAUGUCUUAAAGGCUUUGUGUACAAGACUAAUUUAUUGUACCACAUGAACAUUCACUCACAAGAAACAAAACAUAAUAAUAUUCAGGAUCUGAAAGAUUUUAGGAAAGAAUCACUUUGUAAAAUUGCUGACAACAGUGUGUAACACCUGACAACAACAGUGUGUAAAACCUGACAACAACAGUGUGUAAAACCUGACAACAACAGUGUAUAAAACUUGACAAUAACAACAGUGUGUAAAACCUGACAACAACAGUGUGUAAAACCUGAUACCAACAACAGUGUGUAAGACCUGACAACAACAACAGUGUGUAAAACCUGAUACCAACAACAGUGUGUAAGACCUGACAACAACAACAACAGUGUGUAAAACCUGACAACAACAGUGUGUAAAACAUGACAACGAUAGCCGAGAUAAAUGAGUUUCCGUGGAGACAUAUUGUAUACAUUAACAUCGUAAAAACCAGCACUAUGGUAGAAUAAACCAGGGAAUGGUCAAGGUUUGAACCCAUUGCCAUAGGUUUGAGUUCACCCAUUCCCUGGUUUGUUUCAAAUAAACUUAUUACAGUUUUGUGAGUCGUGAGUCAAAGAUUAACAUGCUGUGAACUCAUACAUAAAGUGAAUAAAGAGGAAGGUGGAUGGAGGCUUGAACUGUGGUCUCCAGAUUAACAGUUCUGCUGCUUUCUCUUCAUUUAUUGACAGUCAUUUAUUAUGACUUAAAUUAAGUUUAUACAUAAAAUGUUCAUGUAUUAUGUUCAGUAAAUCACAACCACAGAUCAUCACUUAUUUACCUGUAUUACAAUAUUAGUUAAGUCAAACAAUGAAAGUCAACUUUAACACCUCUGCUUCAGAGUGUAGACACUGUACUUCCCAUCUCCAGGACUCAAGUCCGGCCUGCCGGUUUCCCUGAACCCCUUCAUAAAUGUUACCUUGCUCACACUCCAACAGCACGUCAAGUCUUUAAAACCAUUUGUCUCCUUCAUUCCUAUCACAUGCUCAUGCAUGCUUGCUAGAAGUCCAAUCCCCACACACAAAAAACCACCUUUACCUCCUCCCUCCAACCUUUCCUAGGCCGACCCCUACCACACCUUCCCUCCACAACAGAUUUAUACACUCUCGAAGUCAUUCUAUUUCCUUCCAGCCUUUCUACAUGUAUUUCAACUAAUUUAUUUAUUUAUUUUCUUGGCUGUGUCUUGUGUCAUGUAGUCUAUAACAAGUCAGUCCACUAGUCUUCUGUUCUUCCCUCAACUUGUCAAUUUUCGUAAUUGUCUUUACAUUUUCUUAUAUUGUAGUACAGCAAUCCAUGGGUACCUGAAAUCAUGUAUAGUACACCUAAUUGUUAUUUCCCUCUUAAUCUUAAGUUUGCCCAAAAUGCUCUGCAUAUACAGGGGCUUUCUGCGUGUACACCCAAAUGUCAUUCUUAUUUGUAACAUGCUGUAUCAUGCUGAAGUAAAAAAUUUUAUCAUUAUUAUUAUUAUAUACAAAUCAUUUUUUGUUUACAUACAUACCUAUGGUAAAGUUUAAUUGAUAAAUUAAGCAAAAUGUCUAGAAUUAGCACUUUUUCACUGAUGGGAAGCAUUUCACAGCUUCUCUUAGUCUUUGAAGAACUACCACCAUCACUACUUUUGCAGUUUGGGGUCAUUGUUAAGCAAAAUUAAUGGUUAUUUUUGGGCCACAGUAGACCGUGGAUAACUGAAACCACAGAUACCGAAUCUGUGGAUACAGGGGCUCUGCAGUAUUUUGUUACUUUUCAUACACUUGUGUAGUAUUGUAUAUAUCAUUGCAGUUAGCUAUAUUCAUGUCUUUUCCAGUAUUUUCAUGUAAAUUUUUACUAGAGGAGCUAUCAUAAACUACACAAAACUAUCACUAUUAAAUUCAACUAUACUCAACCAUCACUAAUAAAAAAGAUAAAAGAUGAAGAUUUUAUUUCUUUGCAAGGUUACAAUGUGUAUUUACAAUUUUGAUUAGUUAAGUACAAAGAAAGCCACU